Messenger RNA from Porites lobata, 7684 nucleotides. Lineage: Eukaryota; Metazoa; Cnidaria; Anthozoa; Scleractinia; Poritidae. The record is from the annotation of a GenBank genome assembly.
AUGACUACUAAUACUAUGUCAGAAAACUCGCUGCUUAGGCAGGCAAGAGGUACAACUUGUCAACGAUGAAAAAGUGGCUGAAGUUCAUAUUUUGUUCGCUUGUGGGCUAGUCUGCUAAAUCUUUGUCGAAAUACCUAAAAUGUCUGUGACUUUUGCCUUGUAGUUUUUUUAAGUGAUGAUGACUACAUGAAUUUACACUGGCCAAAGCUGGAAAGUGCAAUUUUGUUAAUUUUACGACAGAGUCCUGGGCAAUUUAUACCUAUUUCCUAUGAAGAAAUGUACAGGUAUUUUAUAAUUUUGUUAAUGUUUAUAUGCAACUAAACUAAUUACAGACCUGCCAACCCUUUAUAAAGGAAAAUCUGGAGACUCUCAAAAAAAUCUGGAGAUUCUACAAAAAGUAGUAAGAUUAUAUAUAUAUUUUUCCCAAUCAAUAGUUACCCUUAAUAGUAGCCCUUAGGUACCACUUUUAUUUUCUACAGGAGCCCAUAACUAUGGGCUCCUGUUUUCUAGCACUCCAGUUGACAUGCUUGUCUGAACAAUUACAACCCGAUGUGGGUGCAAGAUGAUAAGAUGUGAUGCCCAAAUGGAGCGAUUUGACUUUUUCUUUGCUUUGCAUCUUGGAGAUCGGCUAUAUUCCCACACCGAUAAUCUAUCUAAGGAUCUUCAGGGUACUAAGAUGGCUGCUGUCAGUGGGCAACACCUGACAAAUGCAACAAAGGAGAUGCUCACAAAAAUUCACACUGAUCAGAGCUUUGACCAUUUCCUGCUAAUGUUGCCCCAAGAGUGAAGGCUUGCUUGGUGAACCAACACUUCCAAGAAAGCGAUGCACUCUGGCCAGACUGGAGGUUGGUGCUGGUGCACCAAGCUACCCCCAAACUGCCAAAGAUCACCUAAGAAGGAUCUAUUAUGAGACUAUUGAUCUUAUCGUCAAGGCUAUUGAUCAGCACGUUAACCACGAAAGCUUCAGCUCCUAUACCGAGAUGGAUACCUUCUUGAUUAAAGCUGCUAAUGGCGACGACUAUGAGGCAGAGUUCAAGUUUCUUGAAGUAUCAUACAGCAAAGAUGUUGAUACAGGGGCACUACCUGGGCAUCCACAUAUUUUGAAAGUUUUAAAGUGAGGAGAAAAUAUCAUGUUUUGACUAAAUCCUGUUGGUGGUGUGAAAGUUUCCAGAACCAGAAGAGAAGCUAAUUCAGGAAUUCAAAACUAUCUGUAAGUUGCUUGCUGUAAACCCUGCUACCCGCACUGCUAGUAAGCGUUCAUUCCCAUCUGUGCGGUGUCUGAAGAUGUGGCUUUGAUCCAGGAUGGGUGACGAAAGGUUUAGCAACCUAGCAGUGUUGAAUGGUGACAAGACAGUGGAAAACAGACAGUGUCUUUAUAGCCAACAUCGCACAGGAGUUUGUUUCCUGCAAUGAGAACCGCAAGAGAAACUUUGGCAUUGUACACAACUUUAAAAAGUAGCAAUCUUUAUAGGAAGGUUUAUUUAACAUAUUGGCUAUAAUGCAUACUACAACCUGUGACAACAUUUAUGUUACAUUUGUUGAGGCUGUAAAUAACAUGGUGGGCAAAUGCAUUAUAAAUGGCGGAGCAAUGAACUUAAUGUUUCUUUGUAUUAGCCAGAUUUGUCUCUGCAAUCCCUGAUAUUAAACAAACCCUUUUUUCCAUUAAGGACAUUAACUGUAUACUGUAUUUAAAUAUUAUCUCGCUUUAUUUGUGUUCCCUCUUUUAACAAGAUACCGUCAUUUCUUUCAUGGCUCUAAGAGGCUGUGAAGAGGUUAUCACUAGGACAAAACUUAUAAAGCAAGGGGUCAUUUCUUCUGUAUAAACCAGCCUUAUGGCCAAAAUGUUAGACAAAGUGCCAUCAAGGCUCAAACAGACACUAACAUUCACCGUUAAAUUUUCACUAUUAUUCAGCAAAGUAGCAUUUCACCUCAGAGUAAUUUUUCUCAAGAAACCAUGGGAUUAGGAGGUUUGUCAUUUGGCUGUGACAAAAUGUAAAAAAUCGUGAGACAAACAGCAGAAUCUUGAGAGUUGGCAGGUCUAUUACAGUGUAGCUUAUAAUGUCUCUCAACCAGUGUUGACAUAAAAUUGUUGAAUAUGCCAAGAUUUGUUUUUUACUUCUAUUUUUGCCUCUAAGCAUGAAAAUAUGCCACCUCUUGACUCUAAGCCAUUUGAUUGAUUUACAGUCGUUUUGCUUAUGUGUUGUUAUAAACCCAACGUCAUGUUUCCUAGCAUAUUAAGUUGUUUUGCUAACACAUUGGUGAAUUCCCUGACUUCUUGAUCAAUGGCUUAAAGAAAGAGAUAUACACAUGUAUAUUGAGACUAACUGUGUUGUGUCUGAAGGAACGAGGUAUAUACAUGUGUAGUGCUUGUAAGCGAAACAACUUAAGAUGUUAGUGACAUUAACAAAACAACCGGUCACCAUUAGGGGGUUAAGAGGUGACUCCUAGGAUCGACACAGAGGCCCCAUCUAUUCACAGAAAAAAAUGGUUUUUCAGUGAAACCAAAUAUCCUUAGUAUUUCAUUUUAUUUUGGUUACCAACACUUUGUUUGAUCAGUGAAAAAUGUGGGAAAAUAAAGGGGAUCAUCAUCAUUGCUUUCUUUCCUGGUGGCUCAAAACUCUUUGAAAUACAUGGAGGUCCCUGUACUCCCCCUAUGAGAGGGAUGUAGCUCCCUUCCCAUACCUACUUCUAUACACCAUUUUGCCAUGUGAAAGACACUGCUUUUGAUCUAAACAGUUGCCGAAAACCCUGGACUCUCUUCACUAAUAUGUAAGAGAUUUGUUUGUGUGUUUCAAAAAGCAGAUGUUGUGCAAAAUUGUUGCAGUUUAAAAGAAUAUGUAUAAAUAUUUGUGUAAACAGCAAAACCAGAUCUAAGAGAAGCAAGAACUUAAAGGUUUACCUGUUAAAAACACUUUUCUUCUUUCUCCUCUCUUUUCUAACUUUUUUUAGCACUGUUUAUAAAUGUGUAUGCCAGCAGUAUGCCGACAGGAUGUACAGCAACCUUAUUGAACUUGUAGCUACCUAUCUUAGACGUGUUUCUAUGGAGCUUCAGGUGAGUAAAGUUGGACCAUAUCAAAGCACUGGUAUUGCCCCUUGGUCUAAUAGUAAGCCUAAAUGUUCAGACUGAGAUGGACUUUGGGAAAGUUUGGAUUAAAUUCCAAUAGUACUACCACUUAUUGGGGACCCAUGCAGAGAACCAGGUGACUCACCCCAUAAUUAGGAGACUUUAAAACCUUAAAAGUCCCAAGAAUGACCAACAUCAAGGUUACGAGAAAAAAUAAUAAAUGAUCACUUAAGGAAAUAUGCCUUGAUCUUUUAACAAAUUCUCUCAACCAAUUUUUCAAGUGUGGAGAAUUGGUAUGUUGAUCUUGGGGCUUAAAUGGCUAUAUAAUCUAGGAUUGCUGGGAUAUGUGGUUUUAGAUGUGACUGUGAUGUGAUUUCCCGUACAUUAACUUUUGCAUCAUUUCUUCUUUGUUGAUUUUUUUUAAGGAAACCCCUAAAGAAGCAUAUCUAGAAAAGUUUCAUUUUGUGAUGGAACAGUUUUUUCAAGCUGUCAGUGGCAUAGUUGCCAUCUUCAGUUACAUGGUAAGAUUUUAACUACUUCUUUUAUGUUUCACCAAUGUACAACAUACCUUAACCUUGAGAGACUGAGUAUAUAUACAUAGAUUACUAAAAAGAAAAAUUAGUUUGGUUCAAGACAUGGCAAAAUUUUGAAGGUACAGUUGAGUAAAAAGCCAGCUUGACUAAAAAAGAGCCUACUUAGCUUUUCCUUAGCUACAUCCUUACAGCUCUCCCUUGCAAACAAGACAAUUCUGGUUUUUGGUGUAGAUUUUGAAUUUCAUGCUUGUCAAGAUAUAUUUUUUUGCUUAGAAGACAUCUUUGUGUAUUUUAGUGACAUUAUUUUAAAGAUCCAAUAAGUACUAAUCCUGCUUUUACACCUUAGAACCGUUUCUACGUCACAACAAAGCUUCAAACUGAUUUGAAGACUGAAUUGGGGAAACUCUUCACAACUCUUGUUGCUGACAAUGACUCUCUUUUCAGUAAGUACAUUCAAGCUGUUAAAUAUUAAAAUUAUUAUAUAGAUUGAUUUGCUUCUAAGGAUUAUAAAGAAGCAAAAUGAUUAAGCUUGAGCUUUUAUUUUAAGUUUUUUCCUCCCCAUUCUUUUCGUAUCCUAAUCCGUUUUUUUCUUGUUUGUUGGAAGUUUAUCAGACUCUGUCAUAAGAAAUGUUUUAACAAAACCUGCGGUGUAAACUUCAUAACUGGAGGCCAUGAGCAGAGAUACCAGGUUUUUCUUGCUGGUCAAAUUACCUUUUUUGGGUGGGAGUCUAGUUAUUCAUAGCAUUGUCUUUGACCUUGCUACAACCAGAUGAAACAGUCUACGUCCAAUCGAGCACAUCAGAUCAAUUAUUAAUUAUUAAAGAGAACAUUGGAAGCCUGAUUUUUUUGCUUUUUUUGAAGCUAUUAUUUUGAUCAUAAUAAAAAGUCAACUCUCUCUUCAUGGACAUCUCUAUAAGAUGGACACCUCUGUAAAAUGGACACCUAGAGAUGGUGCCUGCCUUUCUUUACUCCCUUGUUUUGACUCCCGUUAAGACGGGCAUUUCUCUAAGACGGACACAUAGUAUCGCUCCUUAAGGUGUCUGUCUUAGAGAGAGUUGACAGUAAGUUCAAGGGUCACAUGCAUGAUUGUCAUAGCUGUAUUGUCUAUAAUUAUGUUGCAGCUGUUAUUGAAGAGGUGUCAUCCAAACCAUUUGGUGCUGAUCCUCAGGUUAUGAUGUCCAUUGUUAAAGGACUCUACUCACUCAAACCAGGUGAUGUACAAAUCAUUAAUAAAUUAAUAAACAAUUAAUAAGAUAUCAAAAGGGUGGUUUUUGGCUACUGCACUUAGCACUGUAGUAAGAAUCCUCGAUUCAUGUUGCAGCAGAAAUACCACGGAAAAAUGCCUUAAAUGAAAUAAACCACGUGCAUUCAUUGCCUGCUUGUCCCAAUGAAAUUGGAAUUUUUGGAAAUGUUGGUUUUAGGGAGGGAGGGGAACGAGAGAACGAAGAGAAAAACCCUUGUACAAGACUGAGCACCAACAACAAACUCAACUCACAAAUGAACAGUGGUUCCAAGAAUCGUACCCGUACUAUGUUCAUAGAACUGACAGGUAAUUAAGCUGCGGCAUGUUGCCCCAACAACCAAAUAAAUAUCAAACCAUUUAGCCUGAAAAGUGCUUAAAAGGAAUCUUCAAGAAAUUACCAAACUUCAGUUUCUAACAAAUUGCAAAGAAGUAGUACCAUAUAAAAGUACUUCUGAAGAGGCUUCAUUUGAAUGGUCACAACCUAGUAUUCCGUCACAGAUUCAAAAGUGAAGUUCAAAAUUGCAUGUCUUGGUAUUACAACUGUUUCCACGUUCAUCUGCUCACUGGCACAACCAUGCACCGUUGCAGCUUACAUGUAUUCAUUUCCUCCUCUUGAAGGAGAGAAACCAAAAUUUAUUUUGUUUUGUUUUGCUUUCAGAGUUUUCAUCACGUAAUCCUGUCUUAUUUGCACGAUUUAUUCCCAAUCUUUUGCCACCAACGCAGUGUGAACAACUGCCAUCUCUAAUUCAAGAAGACCGUAUGUUACAAGAAGACCUAGUAACUAGUCAAGGUUUCUCAAGGUAAGAGACAUGCGGUUUUUCAGGUUGCCUUUGUUUGUUCUGCCAAGCACAGGACUACCAAUACUUUUCUUGAGGAGCGAGGGGGGAUAAAGUGGGGGGGGGGGGGGUUACUCCUGGGAAUUGUUGGUGGGGGUGUGCCACCCGGUUCUCCAAAUCCUGACCCUAUUUGAGACCAAAAAAUGGCAUUUUCCACACCCGUUUUCAGACCUGGCAUACGCAAAAAUUAUGUUAACAUUACUUAAAUUAGAACACCAACAAAAAGAUUUCUCAAAAUCCAUUUCGAAUUGUCAUUCGCCUAUUACCUUUUCUUUCUUAUUCAUUUACAAUUAAAACGACAAAUACUUUCAUACGUUCAUACACUCCCAUAGCUUCCUAGAAACCUAUACCCGACUCCAGACCAAAAUGGGCAAAGUCUGUACGGCGCAAAAAGGAGAGUGGGUGGGGGAAGGGGAAAGGGAGAAAAGCGCCAAAGGGACCCGCUCUCCCCACCCGCCCCCAUUCCCCUUCCCACCAAUCCCCUGCCCCCUUUCGACUUCCGCUAGGCAGGCUACGGAGAUAUAUACGUUUUUAAAGAUACCGUAAAAUUCCGAAAAUACGCCCCUCCAAAUAUACGCCCCUCCAAAAAUAAUCCCCUCAAAAAGGACCUUUGAAAAAUAUAAGCCACGAGGCUUAUUUUCGGAAUUUUACGGUAUUUAGUAUAAUUGUGUAUAAUAUAUUAAUUUUGACAUGUUUUGAGAUUGUAUUGGUAAAGGGAAUGUACUAGGGAAGAAUGAGUGUUUAAAUAUCAUAUCAAAAUUAUAAAUGUGACUUUUUUUCUUUUACAGGGAUGAUACCGGAAAGAAAAGAAGAGGUGACGAUUUUCAUGGCAGAUAAAAGAGGGAAAGAAAUGAACAAAGUGAAAUUAUGAUCAAAAUUGGAUACUGUAUAUACACUGAAAUAUGUACUCCUGUACGUGAAAGCCGGGACAACUCAUGAGGCGAAAAAAGAUGGAUGAAAUCAUCCAAACAUUGUAGUAGAUAGUAGUUUUUCACUAUUGAAGUAUGGUUCACAAUUUCUUUGUACCUGAAUGACAAACUGGUUGUUUUUACUAAAUUUCAUCCGAUUUUCAUUCCCAGUUGAAUGAAAAUUCCAUUCGUGAAGUUAGUUUCCAGUUCUACAAUCCCAGUUGUAGUACAGACAUCACUGCUGUCAAAGAUCUAUUAUGAAGUGGGCGAGGUAGGUCGUUUGUUCCUUGGACUAACGCCCUGGAGCCAUAAAGAGAAGCAAGUCAAACAAGUUGCUCUUCUCUUCUCAAGUCGCAAAGAAGGCUUCGGGAAUGACUCUUAGCACAUGAGACUAAUGCGCGUCUCUUAGACCGCCUUGCGUUGAGUCUCACAGAAAAGAUUACCUUGUUCCUAAUCCUCACGAGCUUAAACCCUAGGGCUAAGAAGUUGCAUUGGCGUUAUUCUAUAGAGAUCUAUCAGCGUGGAAGCAGCGAAAAGGAUAUUAGAAGUACGAAGAGGGUGCAGUUCCCGUCGUGGUUUCUAAGGCUAAUUUUGGUGAUUGACCUAAUGAAAUCAGUGUUAAAAUUUUUUUUGUUAUUCACGAAUCUGUUGAAACAUGUUCACUGGCGUUUGCUUGAAAACUGUGAGUACUUUGAACGACGUACCUAGAUGGGUUGAAGGGUAAAAAAAGAAAACUGAAUUGCACUCUUCUUUAUAAAACAUUUUAUUUCUAGCCGAGGCUUAGCGAGGACUGAAUUUUCUGGAAUUUUUUGGACGAUUUAAGCCUCAAAACGUUCUUUAUAUGUUCUUACAACAUGUGGAAGUACAUGGAUAGAAAUCUGCAUUGUUCUAGUCACGAUAUGUUGCUAUUUGUCAUUAUUUUAGUUGACCAUGCAUUGAGUUCAGCUGGACUUAAUAGUGAUUCUUUUAGAACACUGCAGACCGAAACGUUCCGUGUGAUAAUUUCUUUACGUCGCUCGUGUGAAACAGGUGGUAUGAAAUGUUCUUGGGAAAAUUUUUACAUGAGUUCUGUUUGGUUUUAGGUUUUUCUUCGUUUUCUG